Molecule: messenger RNA, 3888 nt
Organism: Ctenocephalides felis (cat flea)
Lineage: Eukaryota; Metazoa; Arthropoda; Insecta; Siphonaptera; Pulicidae
Gene: GABA-B-R3
Product: gamma-aminobutyric acid type B receptor subunit 2
Exons: 18
Coding region: 37-3864 (1275 amino acids)
Biological process (GO): gamma-aminobutyric acid signaling pathway; G protein-coupled receptor signaling pathway
Cellular component (GO): membrane; G protein-coupled receptor heterodimeric complex
Molecular function (GO): G protein-coupled GABA receptor activity
Source: RefSeq, a predicted model, not a curated record
UGUCUUGCACUCCAUCAUCGGCAAUUUGAUUGAGGCAUGUAUCGUCAGUCCGGUGGGGCGUGCCAAAACGCAAACAACCUAUUCGAAGCAAAUAAAUCACAACCACAAGAAAGACGUCUAACAAAAUAUUUCUUUCCCCUGAAAUCAGCAUGGAUUUACGUGGCCGCUUUACUCGCCUUUCACGCCGCUUUGAUCCCCAAGACGUGGGGCUACAGGAACGAUGAUAGGAAAGGACUUUUGAAAAAGAAUUAUUCAGAACUUUUGUACGGGAAUAAUUAUAAUGCAACGUUUGGUGAAGGAUUGGACUAUGAGUUGGAGGAGAGUUUAGAAAGUGACAACGUGUCUUUAGACACUCGGACGAAAUUUAGUGAUAAAUAUUUUAGUAUGGAUUUACAAAGUACCGGGUUUAGUCGUUAUUUAGACAGUGACAGUUCAGAGUUAUUAUUAUACAACCACAGUGAUCAAUCAUCAAGUGUUGAUUCCAAUUCCGAUUCCAGAUCCAAUUUGGUGCAUCCUAUUUCUAGGUCUGAUAGAGAAACAGUGCGUAAAGUGUCUGUGUUAGGUUUAUUUGAACUGAGUACUGCAUAUGGAGAAAGGCCAGAAGGCAACAGUGAAUUGGCAGCGGCUAUGUUGGCUGUCAGACACAUCAACGAGAGGAAACUCCUACCUGGUUACUCGCUCGAACUUCUGACUAAUGAUACAAAGUGUGAUCCCGGCGUCGGUGUCGAUCGCUUUUUCCAUGCAUUGUACACCCAGAAGAGCACUCGAAUGGUGAUGCUGCUGGGAUCAGCCUGCUCUGAAGUGACAGAGAGCCUGGCUAAAGUUGUACCCUAUUGGAAUAUCGUACAGGUGUCGUUCGGUUCAACAUCGCCUGCUUUGAGUGACAGACGAGAGUUCCCUCUGUUUUAUCGCACGGUGGCCCCCGACUCGUCUCACAAUCCUGCCCGCAUCGCCUUCAUAAGGCGCUUCGGAUGGGACACGGUGAGCGCCUUCUCGCAGAACGAAGAGGUGCACGCGCUCGCCGUCAACGACCUGGUCACCGAGCUGGAGAGGUCGAACAUCACCUGCGCCGCCACAAUCACAUUCGCCGAGUCCGAUUUCAAGGACAGACUUAGGCUGCUGAGGGAUUUGGAUACAAGAAUAAUUAUCGGCAGCUUUUCGCACAACGUAGCCCCCAAAAUUUUCUGCGAGGCCUAUCGGCUGGGCAUGUUCGGGGCGGACUACGCAUGGUUAUUGCAGGGUCCGCUCGAAACGAUUUGGUGGAACAAUUCCACCGAAUGUCCGGAUUCCCAUUUGGCGGCGGCCGUUGAAAAACUAAUCAUCGUUUCAUCUCACAACAGCAUCGUUGGCAGUACCACAUCUUAUUCGGGAUUGACAAAUGCAAAGUUCCGAUCAGAGCUCGGGUCUCCUGCCUCGCGAUAUGCCCCUCAAGCCUACGACGCUGUUUGGGCGAUCGCCUUGGCCUUGCGUGCGGCUGAGGAAUCUUGGGCCGCCGAAGAACAGGAUAAUGUUACCAGGGCCAAAUUAGGAUUAAGUGUAUUCGACUAUACUCGUAAGGAUAUGGCUAAGGAGUUUCUUAUGCAAUUGGGGAGAUUGAACUUUAUGGGAGUUUCGGGCCCUGUAUCUUUUAGUGGAGCUGAUAGAGUAGGGACAUCUGCUUUUUAUCAAAUUCAAGGUCCAAUAAAAAAAAACAUCGCCCUCUUCUACCCCGAUGCCGAAGAAUUAGAUUUCUCCUGUCCGGGUUGUGUACCAGUAAAAUGGCACAGCGGGCAAGUGCCAAUAGCCAAAAGGAUUUUCAAACUCCGGGUCGAGACAGUAACUCCGGGGGCUUUCCUUGCUAUAACUUGCCUCGCUUCCAUUGGGAUUACACUGGCGGUCGCAUUUUUAGCUUUCAAUCUGCAUUUCAGGAGACUCAAAUCAAUCAAACUAUCUAGUCCUCGUCUAAGCAAUAUGACAGCAGUUGGCUGCAUUUUAGUGUAUGGAGCAGUCGUUCUUUUAGGCCUAGAUCAUGCAACUCUGCCGACCUCAAAAGUUUUUCCAGCUGUUUGCACGGCUCGUGUCUACCUCCUCUCGGCCGGCUUUUCCUUGGCAUUCGGCUCCAUGUUCACAAAGACAUACCGUGUGCAUAGAAUUUUUACGAGGGCACGUGGAGGCGUCUGCAGAGAUCGCCUGCUGCAGGAUAAACAACUCAUAUCCCUCAUAGGGGCUUUACUUCUUGUCGACGGUCUUGUUGUCACUUUAUGGGUCACCGUGGACCCCAUGGAAAGGCAUCUUAGGAAUCUGACACUGGAAAUAAGCGCGGAGGAUCGAAGUGUCGUGUAUCAGCCUCAGGUGGAGGUCUGUCGAUCUCUGCACACGCACAGUUGGCUCGGCGCCCUGUACGCUUACAAGGGCCUCCUCCUCCUCGUGGGCGUUUACAUGGCUUGGGAGACGCGGCACGUGAAAAUCCCGGCUCUGAACGACUCUCAAUACAUAGGAAUAUCAGUCUACAGUGUCGUAAUAACUAGCUGUAUAGUUGUAGUUCUAGCCAACCUCAUCUCCGAACGUGUCACUUUAGCUUUCGUCACAAUAUCAACACUGAUAUUGUUCUCAACGACGGCCACUUUAUGUUUACUUUUCGUACCAAAAUUAAACUCGAUCAUGAACCAAGAAGAACAAGCCGAUCCUGUGGUUCAUAGCAUGGGGUUGAAAAUUGAAUGCAAUACGAGGAGAUUUGUUACAGAUGAUAAGAGAGAAUUACAGUACAGAGUUGAGGUGCAAAACAGGGUUUACAGGAGGGAAAUGGCAGCGCUGGAUGCAGAAAUUAGUAAGUUGGAGAAAAUGUUGUCGGAAUCUUUACAUUCGAGUAGGUCGACGUCUACCGCCAGCAUUAAUGCGAAACAUAACCCCAGCAUAGGUGGUGGUUUACCAAUGCUCUUACUAUCAGUACUACCUCCGGUGAUUCCAAGGGCUAGCUGGCCAUCUGCUCAACCUGGACCGCCCUCCAUCAGACGGAGCGUUUGUUUCAGCUCUCAGCCGGGACUGGACGAUGCUGGCAUCGAUUUGAUCAGGGCUUGCUGGGCUGGUGGACCAUCAGCUUUGGGCGGAGAAAAACGAGGAUUUCUGGACAAAAUUCGGGGAUUGUUCGGCGUGAGUCGACCAGUUAGUAGGAAAACUUCUGGAGCUUCGCUAGCUGGUAACAGCACUGGAAUAGCGUCUGCUCUCAAAAUUCACAUGGGGGUGCUAGCUGGCCUAGUACCAGGAGCUGGUUCGAAGGCACAAUUUGCUUCGUGCAAUACUUUAGACACUGGUCAUCAUUUGCUGCAAGUUCAACGACGCCCUUCCUUUGCUAAAAGUGGUCCGACAAUCAAUAUUCUGCCUGAUGACGAACAAACAAACGGAAGAAUUUUUCCGCUGGUGUUUUCAAUAACUAAUAUGUCAGAAAAUGAUAAAAGUACAGAGAUUGUAACAUCAGCAACCUUGCACACUGAAGUUUCAAAAGAGGAUAUCAAACAUCGGGAUUCCCUAGAUCCAAAUACUACUUCUUAUUCAUCCGUAGUUACAAAUAAAAUAUCAACAACCAUUAGUAUGUCGGAGUUGGGCGCCGAAGCUCGAGCCAUCGGCUUGAGGCAAGGAAGCAGGCCUCGCUGCAGGUCGAUGGAAGACGCCAGCCUGACGCUGCCCGGGUCCAGGCGGGGUUCCGGACUGUUAGCCGUUUCCUGGAUACCAUCUGAUCUAAAGCAAACUAGACCUGUCGCAUUUGCUUCCAGCGGUGAUGUUUGGGCCGAUGCUGGAAUUCCUCUAAGUGAAUUAGAAAAUCAUCAAAAUCGAAGAAAAUCAAGGACAAAUAAUGACCAUGCCAAUUGUGAAAAAAGAUUUUCAUAGAUUUUAUAUUAAGUUAUAUACGUC